AUGUCUUCUGUAAGCAAAGAGCAGAAGCUGUUGGAUCUGAUAGAGAAGAGCGGGUAUAACAUCGUGCAGGAGAACGGCCAGAGAGUGUUCGGUCCGCCGCCCGAUUGGCCACAGAGUCGACCGCCGCCUCAGAAGGGAUGUGAGGUCUUUGUGGGCAAAAUCCCACGCGACUGCUAUGAGGAUGAGUUGGUGCCACUCCUCACCCAAAUCGGACCCAUCUAUCAGUUGCGGCUUAUGAUGGACUUCAGCGGAACCAACAGAGGCUACGCGUUCGCCACGUAUACCAACCAAACCGAUGCCAACAAAGCCAUCAAAGAGCUGAACAACUGUGAGAUCAGAGCCAACAAACGCAUCGGAGUCGUCAAGAGUCUCGACAACUGUCGCCUAUUCAUCGGUAAUAUCCCUCUCAACAGAACCCGAAUGGAUGUCAUCGAAGAGCUCUCCAACGAGACAGAAGGAGUGGUGAAUGCAAUCGUUUACAACAAUUACAAUAAACUCGAUAAACAGUACAGAAAUCGCGGCUUUGCUUUCGUGGAGUACAAGACUCAUCGCGUCGACUGGGCUGUCCCGGAGCCUAAUCUCGACGAUGAGAUCAUGUCUAAGGUUCAGGUUCUGUUUGUGCGGCAUUUGAGCGCCGAUUGCACUGAAGAUAUGAUUAAAAACAUAUUUGCGUUGAAAAGUCCGCCGAAAAUAAACGUCCAGAAAGUGAAGAAACUCAAGAACUAUGCGUUCGUUCACUACUUCAAUCGCGAGGACGCAGAGCUGGCCCUUCAGACUCUGUCCAGUAUUUCAAACAAAUAA
Messenger RNA from Oppiella nova, 801 nucleotides. The record is from the annotation of a GenBank genome assembly. NCBI's taxonomy places the organism in Eukaryota, Metazoa, Arthropoda, Arachnida, Sarcoptiformes, Oppiidae.